AUGCGCCCUUCCACCGCGGAACGACGUGGGGGUCGACAUAGCCUGGACGAAGAGCCGCAUAGCUCGGGUCUGAACUCCCCGCCCGUCUCGCCACGGGACCAUGGUUGGAGGAAGUGGAGGAUGAACAAGUUCGUUGUGCGCCUUGUCAUUGCUUUGACUGCGCUGUCUCUGAUCGGCUUGCUGUUUCGAGGGCCAGGUCUGGGAGGCGCAGCGUCUGCGACCAAGCAUCGCUUGAAGGGCACACAGCUCUUGUUUCAGAAGCAGAGCUCGCAGGACGACGUGCACAUUCCGGGUGAAACAAGGGCGCAGGCCGCCGAGGCCGCCGAAGACGCUGUGAAGGUUGAUAAUGAUAAUGAUGCAAGCAAGAUCUCCCAAGAGCACUCCGUGGCCUCCUCCCCUGCACAGGCAGAUGCAGUAGAUGAGGACACCGUGCAUGUUGAGGACACUGUGCCAGAGAGGCCGCAGGACCGAUCUGCGCACUUGGGUGGCGCCAAGCUGGAUGACGACGUUGUGCAUGUCGCCAAUGACGAGCCGGAGAGCUCCGAGGAGCACGCUGCGCCCUCCAGCAGCACUUCGCAUGCAGAGCUGGAUGAGGACACUGUGCAGAUUGAGGACACUGCGCCAGAGAGGCCGCAGCAGCAAUCCGCGCGCUCUGGUGGCACAAAGCUAGAUGAGGACACCGUGCAGGUCGCAAACGACGAGCCGGAGAGCUCCGAAGAGCACGCCGCGCCCUCCAGCAGCACAAAGAACGCAGAGCCGCAAGAGGAGCCCUCCAGACAUUCCAGCAGCACAGAGCUGGAUGAGGACACCGUGCAGAUUGCAAAGGAGCCUGUCAGCAGCUCUAUAGAAAUCGGGAUUGCCAAGGCCGAUGCAAAGGUUGGUGAUGCCAGUGAAUCUUUCCAGGAGCCCGCCAAAGCUGUCGUGUCGCAGGAAAGCCCGGCAAAACCACCAAGCCAGGAUGAGCAGACCCCCGAUGCUGUAGAGGGCUUCAGCAAGGUGGAGGAGUUGCCAACCCGUCCGCCUGCGGGUGCACAGCUGGCGCCCAUCCCUACCGGACAGCCUGCGCUUCUGGAGGCGGAGGAACCGAGCAGCCACGUGGAAUCUGCCUUGGCUGGACAUGUGAGCACUGAGCCCGUGAGCAAGCUAGCAGCAGAGUCCGAAAACCCCGCUAAAGCGACGGGCGAGGUGAUUUCAGAACAUGCGGAAAGCCCGGCAAAGCCAGAGGCAACAGAGGUGGCUUCACCGUCACCGCCACAGGUUGCAGGCGAGACCUCGUCGCCGUUGCCUGUGGCUUCCCUAGACACAGGGCAGGUGCAUUCCGAAGGUGCUGUGAGGGCGCCAGAGGCAGAGCCACCGGCGGCAGUUACAGCCGGGCAGGAGGCAGUCGAGACCAGGGCCGAGAUCAAGGCCGAAUUGCCCGCAGGUGAGACCGUUGUGCAUGUGCAGACAGAGGCCCCGGCCGCUGAGAUCCCUUCGUCAACCGCCACGCCCGUGCUUGUGGAGGGAGGAUCUGCCGCAGUAAUGGUUUCCAAUGAAGUGAGCAGUGAGCCUGCCAAGCCUGAGACCGGUGAGGUCAAGGUUGCCAACAAUGUUCCAGAGACGGGUGCAGAUGUCCGUGUGGAGUCAGAGGAUGUGCAGCUGACAGAUGCUGCUUCCAAGGCCGAAACGCCUGCAGGUGAGACCGUUGUUCAUGUGCAGACAGAGGCACCGGCCCCUGUGACCCCUUCGUCAACCGAAGCGCCCGUGACUGUGGAGGGAUCUGCCACCAUAAUGGUUGCCAAUGAAGUCAGCAGUGAGCCUGCCAAGCCCGGGACCAGUGAGGUCAAGGUUGCCAACAAUCUCCCAGAGCCGGCUGCGGAUGUGCGUGUGGAGUCAGAGGACGUGCAGCUGACAGAUGCCGCUUCAGAAUCAGGGACUUCGCCUCCAGCAGAUGGCACAAUGCUGCAGAAAGCAAGGAGUGCUGUGGCACAAGCAGAAGCAGGACUGACAGAAGCUGAAAAGGAGCUGGCGCAGACAGGGGGUCAAAUGCUCGAGCAGGUGCAGAAAGCUGCCGCUGCCGGCAAGGAGGUGUUCCAAGAAGUGGAGGAGGAAAGUUCUGCCAUAGCUCACGCUGUUGAGAAAGCAGUCGUCAACACUGGCAAUAUGCUGUCGGGUGAGGCCGAUCAAGCACCGCCUCCUGUCUCAUGA
Molecule: messenger RNA, 2187 nt
Organism: Symbiodinium natans
Lineage: Eukaryota; Dinophyceae; Suessiales; Symbiodiniaceae
Source: the annotation of a GenBank genome assembly